AUGAAGCUUUGUCAAGCCAUAAUGGAUAUGGAUAUGCCAGAUUAUGUCGAAUCCCUGGACUCCUCUUACACCAUGCUGGAGUUUGAAAACCUGCGGGUGCUGCCAACUAACACGGAAGCCAUACCAGCAGAGUCGACAAAUGCCAGCCUGCUUGCCAAUGGCAUCAGCUCCUUGUGCUCCAUCUGUGGGGAUCGAGCCACUGGGAAACAUUACGGGGCUUCCAGCUGCGAUGGCUGCAAAGGGUUCUUCCGAAGAAGUGUCCGCAAGAAUCAUGUCUAUUCGUGCAGGUUCAGCAGACAGUGCGUGAUAGACAAAGACAAGAGAAACCAGUGCAGGUACUGCCGGCUGAAGAAGUGUUUCAGGGCCGGGAUGAAGAAAGAAGCUGUGCAGAAUGAACGGGACAGGAUUAGCAUUCGCAGGAGUAGCUACGAGGACAAUGGAUCCCUGUCAAUCACUGUACUGACCCAGGCUGAGGCUAUGGCACAGCAGUACUCAGCUCUGAGUCCAGUGCACAGUGCUGAUAUUGCGAUGAAGAAGGUUGCAACCAUCAAUGAUGUGUGUGAGUCCAUGAAACAGCAGCUUUUAGCCCUUGUCGAAUGGGCGAAAUAUAUCCCAGCAUUCUGUGAACUUCCACUGGAUGACCAGGUUGUCUUGCUAAGAGCCCAUGCAGGAGAGCACCUACUCCUGGGAGUUGCUAAACGGUCAAUACCGUAUACAGAUUUUCUAUUAUUAGGAAAUGAUUUCAUCAUUCCAAUGCACUGCCCAGAACUGGAAAUUGCUCGCGUAGCCAUUCGAAUCCUGGAUGAGUUGGUAAAGCCCUUACGUGACAUCCAGGUUGAUGACAAUGAGUAUGCGUGCCUCAAAGCAAUCAUAUUUUUUGACCCAGACUGUAAAGGCCUGAGCGAGCCUGGGAAGGUGAAGAACAUGCGAUUCCAGGUGCAGGUCAACCUGGAGGAUUACAUCAAUGACCGGCAGUACGACUCUCGAGGGCGGUUCAGCGACAUUCUUCUCCUCCUGCCGCCACUCCAGAGCAUCACCUGGCAAAUGAUAGAGCAGGUCCAAUUCAUGAAACUCUUUGGCGUGGCGAGGAUUGACAGCUUGCUGCAAGAAAUGCUUCUGGGAGGUACGACCCCACUGAGACCCUCUUUCUUACCUGCAUGCCUUGAAAACCGAACCACUCUUGAUGUACAGUACCAAUCAGGACCUUCCAACCUCGACCUGGAGCCUCUGUCAGGACACGCAGCUUUAACAAACAUGAGUUCUGUGAUUCACACAGUUCCAAACCCAUCUCCAGAAACAUCCCUUCCUUCUCCGUCUACCAGCACAGGAAGCGAAGACUACAAACUAGGCCCAACCGCAGGGCCAGAGGCCGUUGUGAAAAUACUGCCUCAGACCAUCGUACCCAAGCAAGAGAUUUUAUAA
This is a messenger RNA of Emys orbicularis (European pond turtle), 1422 nucleotides long. Its product is annotated as hepatocyte nuclear factor 4-beta-like. The transcript is spliced from 10 exons. The coding region runs from base 1 to 1422 and encodes 473 amino acids. Gene Ontology annotation, biological process: positive regulation of transcription by RNA polymerase II; anatomical structure development; cell differentiation. Gene Ontology annotation, molecular function: RNA polymerase II cis-regulatory region sequence-specific DNA binding; nuclear steroid receptor activity; nuclear receptor activity. The record is from RefSeq and is a predicted model, not a curated record. Gene Ontology annotation, cellular component: nucleus. NCBI's taxonomy places the organism in Eukaryota, Metazoa, Chordata, Testudines, Emydidae.